AUGCGCGCUCAGGGGGCGCAGCCGGCUCCCACCCCAUUCGGCAGGGCGCGCGGGGAAGUGUCGCCCUGGCAGGUGAUAGAGGUCGUAGACGGCUUGAAGACAGUGGACGCGAAGACCAAGCUAGAUUGCGACAUGGGAGGAGAGUUCGGGACCGCCCUGAACACGGAGGUGUUCCUGAAAGUGUGGGCGCGGGUCCUGGAGAUGGGCCGCUGGAAUUUCCACGACUGGACAGCCAAGGUGGACCCGGACUGCCCGUUCUCACCCGCACGGCUCCGAGGCAUCGUCGGCGGGCGCAACGUCGACGGCAGCGCGGUCUAUCUGAACAACUGCAAGUGGGGCCUGCACGGCCCGCUGGAGGUCUUCUCGAGGGCCGCGGUGGGCGCUUGGCAGUCAGGCCGUGAGCAGUGCACGGCCUACUUCCGGCAGCAGUGCGGGGGCGACUGCGCCUGGGGCGAGGACAUGUACAUCGACCAGUGCCUCGACAAGGUGCUGCACGUCAGGAGGGAGCUCGAGGACAGGCUCCUCCGCGAGGAGCACUGCGACCCCCCCGCGGGGUGGAGCUCCUGCGCCGAGCCGCAGGUCGUCGCUUUCCAUCCGUACAAGGGGCUCGAGGAGUACGAGGCGUGCAUGCAAAGCAUGGGCGGCUGA
Messenger RNA from Prorocentrum cordatum, 648 nucleotides. The record is from the annotation of a GenBank genome assembly. Lineage: Eukaryota; Dinophyceae; Prorocentrales; Prorocentraceae.